AUGGCUAAAGACAGUGAGCUAUGGGAUAUGAUCCUUGAUGGGCUUCAUGUUUCUGAGAGAGAAAUUAAGGAAGGACAAAUCACUAGGCUGGUUGCUAAAACUCGAAGGGAAUACAAUGAGGAGGAUAACAAAAAGAUUGGAAAUAAUCUCAAGGCUAAAAAGUUCUUGGUGUGUAUCAUAGGACCUGAUGAGUACAAUUAUAUUUCUGCUUGUGAGAGUGAGAAGGAGAUUUCAAACUGUCUAUGGACUGCUCAUGAGGGAACUAGUCAGGUUAAAGAAUCUAAGGUAGAUAUGUUGACUACACAGUAUGAAGCCUUCACUAUGAAGGAAAGUGAAACCAUUCAGGAAAUGCACACUAUAUUUACCUCUAUCACCAAUAAAUUACUCUAUUUUGGUGAAGUUAUUCCACCCAGAAAACAGGUUGACAAGAUAGAGAAUAGCAAGGGAAAGGAGACUGAAGUAGUGGUUACUACACUUUCAAAACCACCUCCUCUAAUUCCCUAUCGAUUGAAAAAGAAGGCCAAUGACACAAAGAAGUUUAUGGCCAUGCUUAAGCAGUUGAUAAUUAAUUUGCCAUUAGUGAAACCAUUAGAGCAGAUGCCCGGGUAUGAAAAGUUUAUGAAAGACCUUGUCAUGAAGAAACGGACAGUUAGUUAUGAGCCGAUGGACAAUAUCCAUUAUUGUGAUGCUAUUUCUAUAAGGUCUUUGGUGCAGAAGAAGGAAGACCCUGGAGCAUUUACCAUUCUAUGCACUAUUAGGUCUCUUGAUUUUGCAAAAGCUCUAUGUGAUUUGGGAUCUAGUAUAAACUUAAUGCCACUAUUUGUGUAUAAGAAAUUGGGUUUGAGGGAUCCUAUUUCCACAAACAUGAGUCUAGUUAUGGCGGACAGGUCUGUGAAGCUUCUCGUGGGGAUUCUAUAUGACGUAUUAGUAAAAGUGGCCAGUCUCAUAUUUCUGACUAAUAAUGUCAUUGUUGAUUGCGAGGUGGAUUUUGAGGUGCCCAUAUUCUUGGGUCAACCUUUUCUCACAACUGGAAGUGUUCUUAUUAAUUUGAGGAAAAAUGAGCUACUAUUUAGGUUGAAUGAUGAAGUAGUUCAAUUCGAUGUAUGUCAGUCCAUGAACUGGCAUAAAGACAUGAGCGUCUUUUCUAUUGUGGAUGUUUAUUAUAAGGAGGAGCAGGAAGUGCCUAUAGGAGAAAAGUUUGUGGUUGAGACUUUAGCUGUUGUAUUAAUGAAUUUGGAUCAAGAUGGUAUUGAAGAUUAUGAGGAGAUUGUAUGUGCGCUGACAGGCUUGGGGUCUUAUUCUUAUGCACCUAAGAAGCUAGAUUUGGACUUGAAAAAUCGUCCAAGUCCACCGUCCAAGCCAUCUAUUGAAGAGCUUCCUACUUUGGAGCUAAAACAGUUACCUGGUCAUUAG
Molecule: messenger RNA, 1413 nt
Organism: Capsicum annuum
Lineage: Eukaryota; Viridiplantae; Streptophyta; Magnoliopsida; Solanales; Solanaceae
Exons: 2
Coding region: 1-1413 (470 amino acids)
Source: RefSeq, a predicted model, not a curated record